ACACAAAUAGUCCGAGUACUUUACACUCACUUCGUUUUACACGCGUUAAGUGUUAAUUCGGUGGUAACACGUAAGUUACAUUCGGACGCGUACGUUACACGCAAAUUCGACAGCGUUCGUUACACGCAAAUCCGGCCGCGUACGUUACACGCAAAACUUCAACAUCUUCAGUUUAUGGUGCGCUAAGACGUUACAUCUCACUUUAAAAUGAUUCUUAUACUUUUGGGAUCACUUUGCUUACUCGACUCAACGCUAGCAAUGUCCUUUCUUCAUCCAUCCUUAACAGGCUUUGACUGCACAGAAAAUCCAAGUAGUGUGGUUGAAAUUUCUUUAAACGAGGUAAAAGAAUGCAAAAAAUCUUACGGAGGACCAAUCAAUAAAACCGUGGAAAUACAAAUAGUUCAACAAAAUGAAGACAUCGAACUGAACACUAUUUCAUGUAAAAUUCUUGUGGAACGUUUUGUCUCAAAAUGUAGUACCUUUAAUGACAUGCAGGCAGUCCCAAAUUCUUUUGCUUCCUUUUAUGCCGAUAUGACCCUUGAAAAAUGUAAAUACAUUAUAGAAACCCAAACUUAUAGUGAUUAUGGGACAAUGAACUCUCUAAUAGUCAACGGUGUCACGUCUAGACCUGUGCUUUUAGCAGGGUCCAUUGAAGGCACAAGUGAUUGCACAGGAGGAUAUUAUUCAGAUCAAUUUGGAACUUAUUCAAACGUAGUUGUAAAUGCAAACAUCGAAAUUACCUUAUAUAAAUCUCUAGCUAAAUUCAAUUCUAAGACAGACGAAAUUUACCUACCCACUGGCACAAAAUGUGUCUUUUCAAAAGGAACUUGUUUUGAUACAAUCCGCGGACCAACUUUUUGGGACAUUAGUCUCCAACAAGACCACUGCUCUUCUUCAUUUUACACUGUCCUUUAUGAGGGUAAAGCUGUCACUCUUACAACUCAAAAUCAUGAUUCCCCAACAAUUUAUUUAGUGAAUUCAGAUAAACAUGCAUUCAGUUUAAAAGCAUUAAAGAAAACUCGUGUUUGCCUUUAUGAAGCCUUUACCACAGAACACAAUAGAUUUUUCAUUUUAGAAAAAUCCGAAUUUGGCUACCCAUUUGUAAAAAAUUCAAAUCAGAUAAUUUCAGCAGAUCUACUUACAUACGUUAAUUUCAAAUUUCAAUUUCUCGAGUCGCAUUUAGCUUCCUCGCUGUACGCAUUGCAUGAUAGUUUGAUAGCCCUUAGUUGUAAACAAGACAGGCAAAUUUUGGAACAUGAGAUUAUGAUGGCAAUAAGUAAUCCAGAAGGCUUUGCCUUUUUAAGAGGCGGCGGCGCCGGUUAUUAUAGCGUUACUUCAGGAGAAGUUGCAUACCUCAUUAAAUGUACCCCUGUCCCUGUUUUAUUACGGUCGACAGACCAUUGUUACACUGAAAUCCCAGUCUUUUAUAACAAUGUCUCCAUGUUUCUUACUCCUAGAACUAGAAUACUAAAGCAAAUGGGCACCAUCCAAGACUGUUCACACCAAACUCCAGUAAAAUUCCAGAUUAAUGGUGUCUGGGUAGCAGCUACUCCCCAUUUUAUAGAAACGAAAGAGCCUUCACUCUUAGAAGCCACUCCAUUCAUUAACUGGACUUAUGAAUCCCCUAAAAAUAUGUUUGAUGCUGGAAUUUUCACCAGAGAAGAUUUAGAAACAUUUCAGAGACGAAUUUCUUUUCCUUUAGAAAGUCAAGCAGCAACCUCCUCAAUCAUCAGACAAGCCAUGGGCCUCCCCCAACCACACCAAAUUCAUUAUGAAAAUUUCCUUACACAAGCCUCUCUUGAUACAAUCAUUCAAAAGACAACUAGAAAAAUCUGGGGAAUUUUCACAGAUUUUGGAGUUGUUACUUCAGGCUUUCUUGGAAUAUUCUGCGUAGGAAAAUUUAUAAAAGCCCUAUUUGAUGUAUUUUUCGUAGGCAAAAUGCUCCAUGAAAUUUUUGGCUAUAGUUGGCAAAUGUUCGCAUGCUGUUGCGACAGUUUGUCACAUUAUCUAGUUCAUGAUCACCACAGAAAAUUCAAAACACGCAAAAAUUCCACAACAAUUUCUUGCCCACCUUAUGAAUUACAAACCCAAGAGCCAUUCAACUCCAUCACAUUUGAUUCUCCAGUCCAUAAACAAACAGAAAACCUAAUAUCAGAAUCGCCAACACUCUAUUCAAAGUUUGUCUGCAAACCCACAAAUGUAUAAUAAUCCCCCGUCCCUUUUCCCUUU
Bemisia tabaci is the source of this 2229-nucleotide messenger RNA. The record is from RefSeq and is a predicted model, not a curated record. Lineage: Eukaryota; Metazoa; Arthropoda; Insecta; Hemiptera; Aleyrodidae.